Messenger RNA from Laccaria bicolor S238N-H82, 750 nucleotides. RefSeq lists its product as uncharacterized. NCBI's taxonomy places the organism in Eukaryota, Fungi, Basidiomycota, Agaricomycetes, Agaricales, Hydnangiaceae. The record is from RefSeq and is a predicted model, not a curated record. The transcript is spliced from 3 exons. The coding region runs from base 1 to 750 and encodes 249 amino acids.
AUGCCCACGUAUGCCCACAACCGAAAAGAUCACGCUCUAGCACACGAUAAAGCCAACCCCCCGCCAGUCACUCCAGCAGUCACUGGUAUUGAUUACCCCUGUGGCGAGGACGCAACUACGGAAACAGGUACCAACGGUCAUCGAGGAUAUAUGGCCCAACAAUUUUAUACUCUUCCUAAUGUCGCCGCAUCGUCCAUCGACGAUGUCGCAGAACCACCAACUGACUCUAACACCCUCGACCGUAUAUGGGGGACUAUCCGCCUGGAGAAAGAGCGAAAGAUGGCGAAGGAACGACCGAAGGUGCAAUCGCUAGAAGAAAUCUCUAGGGAACUCGCUACUACUCCAGGCCCUCCCCCCAUACAGAUACCCGUUCUGGAGUCACACCACUCCGCACCGAAGUCGUUGAAGAAGCAGAAGUCAAUCUCUACCUUCCGCGAAUCAACGGAUGGACGAUCUAUCGUGGCCACGUUCGAAUUACCGCCUGAAUUAGAGAAACAGGACGUUCAUAUCAGCUUUCAACGGAACCGCCUCAUCGUUACAUGGGAGAUUAUUGAAAUCUCAGAGUGGGAAGAAGACGGCUGUUUCAAUCGUGAACGCGUCGAGAGAAUAUUUCAUCGAACGUUGCCCCUUCCCGAGGGCACAAGGUUUGAAGAAAUUCACGCCCAGAUGACUGGCAGAGGACUAACCUUAAGAUAUCCUAACAUGCGCUCUUAUCGAGUGGAAGCCCGUUCCAGGUCUGCGGAAUCCUGA